AUGAGUCAAAAUCUAAGUCUACCAGAAACUAAACUUGAAAACCCUAAUUCUCCGCAUAGAGAUUGGUUAGACAAGUUCAUAGAGUAUAAACUCAGAGGCUCUUCUAUCGAAAUUAGGAAUACCCUUCUUGUGGUGGUUAUACUUAUCACAACUGCAACAUAUCAAACCUCACUUAGUCCUCCUGGAGGACUUUGGGGGGACACAGGCAAUAGUACUUUACCGCAACUCGCAGAUGAUGGUACUCCUACCAUUAAACACCACUAUGCUGGAGAAGCUAUUAUGGGUACCCACAGAAAUCAAGCACCAUAUGCUGUAUUUGUUAUUACGAAUUCCUUAGGGUUCUACAUGUCAGUUUACAUGAUUUACAUGCUCACUGUUGAUUUCCCUUUGAUGCGCGAAUUGCAGAUUUCAAUGAUUGUAUUAAUCGUAAACCAUGCUAAUUGCAUCUUUGCAAUUGUGCCAUCUGAUUACAAAAUGCUUCGUAUAACUUGCGUCGUGAUAUUUGGGAUAUUUGGGAUAUUAAUUCUGCUCUUGGGGUUUAGAUUUUUGGGUAGAAGAUCAAAGUGGUUCAAAUGA
Molecule: messenger RNA, 576 nt
Organism: Lactuca sativa (garden lettuce)
Lineage: Eukaryota; Viridiplantae; Streptophyta; Magnoliopsida; Asterales; Asteraceae
Cellular component (GO): plasma membrane
Source: RefSeq, a predicted model, not a curated record